UGCAUUGGUCUUCCAAGUCCAACCUCACGUACGGUAUCCACGUACAUGUAUCACACAGAAUGCAAGAAACCGGGGUCUCCCUGUGGCUUGCUUGCCCAUCUCCAAUUACAUGUAUUAAGUAGCCUAAGCUGGCUUGUACAGUAUCUCUACUGACGUCAGAAAAGAAAGGCAAGAUUGAAGGAGAAGCUUUACAUGCGCGUUUUCUAGCCGUUGCUUUUGGAAGCGAAUUUGUGUCACAACAUCAAAGAAAAAAAGCGCAGGUGCUGCAGCCCGAGCAUGCAGCGGGACGGAGUUGCGGGAUGGGUGUCAUUUCAUGUCGUCGACAAACGUAUGUUUCUACUUGAGGUGUCAAGGCCAUGCCAUCAAGCAAAUCACAAUCAGUCAUUGCUUUGCAAGAGCGAGAUUCGAUAGCCUUUACUGGGAUUGCAAGUUGAAAUAACGAAUUUUCGUCUUGGCACGUCAUAAAAAGCUCAUCCUGUACGGUAGGCACGUGAUGACUGGCUGCUGGAUCAGGGAUCGUCAUUGGCACUUUCAAGAUAGGAAUGAAUAGAAAGCUUGCUUGGCCAUAAGUUAAUCCUAGCUUGGUAGUUGAUCAUAAAAAGGAACUUGAUCAUUUUGACUUACCUAUCUACUAGUAUCUGAUAGCCAUCCAAUAAACAGAAAAGUUCUUUGCUUCUAGCUAGCUAGCUUGUGUCAAGCUAAGCUAUAACCCACACACCUAUUAAUAGUAGACUACGGUACAGUUCAGUGCAGCAGGCAUCAUGAGCCCACCAAGACAAGAUGACGACUUGAACAAGAACAAAGAUGAAGAAAGUUUGCUAAAAGGCGAGGAUUCUACAAGAGCAAAGAAUGCUGGAACAGCUGGAACUGCUGCCAGUGAGAAAAGUGCCUUGUUGUCUCCCGAGUACAUGUACAGUCCUUCGCCCAAUUCUACCGACAGACCCAGUUUGACCAAUUUGACGGAAUACGGAGCUCUAAUGGCGGAUAGAGAAGAGGGAGAAGCUCCUCUCAUUCAAAUGCAAGUCAACGCAAACAACCAUAACUUGCCAGCAGCAAACAACAGCACAAGCAAUAAUAAUAAUAUUGCAAACAGCUUUGGAGAUGACGAAUGGCCGCAAAUUUCAAAGAAAAAAUGCAAGAACGAACUGGUCUGGAUUCUUUUGCUUUUGGUGGCACUCUUUCUAGCCAUCACCACUGGACUCUCCCGCUGGGGUACUGGUAGUGAUGCCAAAAAAGAAAGCCACGAUCCCCAUUCCGACAGCAGCAGCAGCAGUGCUUCUUCUUCCGCCACUGACAAUAAUUUCGCCCGUCCGUUUUCCCUAAAUCACCCGGUCCAUGACUUGAAUCUGCGUACAGUGCAACGUCCCGAAUGGUCGGCUCCCAACCGAGAACUCUUUGCGGAUAUUCAAGGUCCUCUACCGACCAACUCGUGGUACCAAAAUCUGCUCCUCGCGACGAGACACGAACCCACAGAGGAGCAACGAGCUUAUCCCAUGCCAUACGUCGUCGACACGGUGGGACCCAUUCCAGGAUUACGAGUCCAUCAUACCAGCAUGGUGGCAUCCGAUUUGGUGUUGCAGCUUACAAAUAUUCCCAGCCAUGGGCUCACAUUGGGAGCGGCAUCGCAGUCCAUGUUGCUCUCCUCCAGCGCCACUGCUUCCAAAAAGUACAAAGUCACGCACAUGACGCCUCUCGGGGUCACAUUGCAAUGGCCCAACAAUCAGACCACGUCGUCGUUGACACACUCCACAUCCAUUGUCAAAGGAAUGCCGUAUGCAACCAUGGCAUAUUCCAUCCAAAAUGACAGGAAACUUUACCCCACGGAAGCCAGAUUGCGAGAACAAGCAGCUUCAGACCACGAUCAAGACAUGCCCACCAUCGUUUCGGAGGUACCCAUCUCGUCACCACCAUUGUUAGAUGGACAAACCAAUCUAGACUGCAAGAACGUGCAAUUGGUUCAAAAAGAAAUGCAACUGCAGUUUCAAGGUUCCGAUUAUACUUGGCUCGUUUUUGUUUCCCGCCCCGUAAUGGUCCGUUGCAUGGAAACAUCCAGUCUUCCUGGAACUUCCUUUGCCGUGCAGUUCCUAUUGGACAAUGAUGAUGAUGAUGAUGAUGAUGACGAGUCGUCCGACUUGAUUGUUCGAAUGGCCAUGGGCAAUGCCUGUACUACCAAUCCCGGAACUUGUGGUGCACAAACGCGACGAAAGGAUCCCGAGUCGUACAUGCGCCUCCUGAGGAAACAUGCCAACUAUUACCCUGGGCCCAACACGGCUGUAGGCUUUGAGUUUGAAACGGACAAUGACGAAUUCAACAGCAUCCAAUUUGAUUGGAACGUGCAGAAAAUGAGGCGCGAUGACCACGAGACUGAAAAGAAUGCAACCAGCUUGCUCAUGUUUGCUCUGCUUCAUCAUCAGGAUAUGUUCGCGGCAAGCCAGAAAGCUGGCAACAAGAACCCCCAGCUGCCGUCAUACCCCCACGGAAAAGGGGGACCAAAGUCUUGUGCUACUACGCUUUUGGGACCUGCUUGUUUGGUGGAGGGAUCCACAUGGAUGCUACAGGAGAAGCGUCAACGGGCGAGCUUUCGGGCGCCGCGUCCUCCACGCAACGAAGACUUGGCAGUCUUGGUCGACGCCUUUCGAAGUGAUCUAAACUAUAGUCUACCGCUAUAUUUCCAACGCGGUGCAGGAGACACGUAUUUUUCCGGGAAGAUGCUGGCCAAGCUGGGUCGUAUUCUGACCAUUGGUGAAGAACUUCAUGAGAUUUGUGCAUCCCACGAUAGCCCCAAAGAGUGCAAGGGUUUGGACGUGCCAUCGCCAGAGCAGCCCGAAUUUCAGCAAGCGUUGGCCAGACUUCGAAGCUCUGUAGAGGUUUGGAUCAACGGAACAGCAGAUACACCCUUCGUUUACGAUGGCUUGGCUACGGGUGGUUGGGGAGGCGUUGCCAGUUGUGGUUGUGACUUUGAUGAGUCGCAACAGCAGUGUCGCAACCAGUAUCCCGAUUGCCCUGGAUUCUUCAACCCCGGCCUGAACUUUGGAAUGGCAUUCUACAAUGAUCAUCACUUUCACUUGGGGUAUCAUAUAUAUUCAGCUGCCAUAGUUGCUCACUUUGAUCCUCAGUGGGGGCGGGAUCACUUUGAACAAGUCUUGUUGCUGGUGCGUGACAUUGCCAACCCUUCGCGCGACGACAAGUCGUUUCCAUUGUUCCGAAACAAAGAUUGGUUUCAAGGUAAUUCCUGGGCCAGUGGCAUUGCCGUGUCUCCCUUGAAUGGAAGGAACCAAGAAUCUUCGUCGGAGGCUAUUGCGUCGUACGAAGGUGUCGCUCUCUAUGGGCAGGAAAUGGCCAAAGCGUGGGAAGAUUACGACCAAGACAAAGUUGCAACAGCCAAACAAAUUGGCCGGUAUGGUGAGGUCUUGUCCGCUAGUGAACUCCGAUCGGCGGAUCGAUAUUAUCACAUCAUUGAAUCCAGCAGGGAGCAACAGUUCCCCAUUCAAUACACACCCCUUGUUAUCGGCAUAAUGUGGAAUACCAUGGCGCAGUUUCAGACUUGGUUUGGAGGUGCCGCCUACUUGGCGUAUGGCAUUCAGCUGCUGCCACUGACGGUUGCUGCAGAAGGACGUGAUUCUCUCGAAUGGUCCCAGGAACUGUACCAACCAUUUGCAGACAGUUGCACUGCCCAUCUCGCUCCAUGCCGCGAUGGCGGCUGGUCGGUGCUUGUCUUGGCAAUUUUGGCAACUGUGGGGCAACAGGACGAAGCAAUUCAAAAGACCUUGGAGCUUCCGUCCAGUGUAUUUACGUCGGCAGGCGGCAACGGCCAUUCCUUGACAAAUACACUUUGGUACUUGUCGACUCGUCCAAAGGUGGAUGAUCCACUGGUCGUUGUUGACCAAAACAACGACGACGGAAUCAAACAAACUGCCGACCUCGAGAAGAACAUGCACCCCCAAGGCGACGAAAAUGACGUGAAUGACCAAUCACCCCAGCAUCAGGGACCAGUUGUUGUCGAUCUAAACUUCAACUGCAGCUGCCCCGAAUCUUGUACCGAGAGGGCCUUGAACCAUUUUGCCAAUGGGCACAGCUGCGGCUCUCGGAUACUUUGGCUCAUGAACGAGAAAGAUCAUAAUGAAUAUGAUGCAUGUCACCAGGUUGGUGUGGAAUUCUCUGGGGAUUGUGGCGCCUGUGAUCCAACCCAGUGCAGCUCCAAGGAGACAGCUGCGUCGAAAUCAUGCCCUCCGUGCUCUACUGAGAUCUGCGGAGACAGCAAGCUCAACCAGUGCCCCUUGCAGAGUGCACCUUUUUUGUGCACGGAAGGCGCGAGCAAAGGCGGUUGUUCGCCUUCACCGUGGGUCCUGCACGACGAUGGCAUCUGCGAGAGCUGCUGCGAGCUGUCUCCCGCGUGCUAGGCAACGGGCUCGUCAGCUCGUCAUUGCAUCAUAAACGAAGUUGCCAUGGCACGGCACUCAAAUCCAACUUAAAAAAAUCUCAUUCGAGAAGUCCAGAAAAGGCGAAGCUUGGGUGGUCACUUUAACAAUGUUCCAGCUAUAGUCAGUUGCUAAGAACAGAUAGAUUGAUACAUAAUUACUUUAUUAAUAGAAAGUUGAAUCAGCGCACAGCCGGCGCCCAUACUAAGC
This is a messenger RNA of Seminavis robusta, 4628 nucleotides long. The record is from the annotation of a GenBank genome assembly. Lineage: Eukaryota; Bacillariophyta; Bacillariophyceae; Naviculales; Naviculaceae.